Molecule: messenger RNA, 3349 nt
Organism: Epinephelus fuscoguttatus (brown-marbled grouper)
Lineage: Eukaryota; Metazoa; Chordata; Actinopteri; Perciformes; Serranidae
Gene: lhx6a
Product: LIM homeobox 6a
Exons: 9
Coding region: 680-1660 (326 amino acids)
Biological process (GO): regulation of transcription by RNA polymerase II; neuron differentiation; forebrain neuron development
Cellular component (GO): nucleus
Molecular function (GO): DNA-binding transcription factor activity, RNA polymerase II-specific; RNA polymerase II transcription regulatory region sequence-specific DNA binding
Source: RefSeq, a predicted model, not a curated record
UCGACUUUGCAGCCCUGCAGUCUCCCGUGCACCUAUGAAGCCUUGGAGUAAAAGCUGCCAGCCCCUCAAUUUGAUUCACUUCCUGUAGUCAGACUCCCUUCCCAAAAGUGGAGAGAGGGGGAAACGGGGGAAAGGAAGAACUCUUUUUCUGUGCUAAAUAAGGCUCUCUGAGGAGCAGCAAGCGACUCCUCGCCUCUGCAUAGCUCCAUAACUUGUCUAGUUUGUGUCAGUGGCGGGCAGAUCGUCGCUCACAGCAGCGUUUCAGAGACAGAAACAUUUAAUACAAAAAUAACUGCGCGCCAGUUCCACCCGAGUCAAUGCACGGUACGGAUGGUACAGAUUUUGACGCCCAUCGCCGAGUCUUCUCCUGAUUCCACGCACCGAGUUUGGAGACACUGUACGCUGUGAGACCUUUCAUGUACUGGAAAAAUGAAGUUUUGUCCCCUCUUUCAGAGGGAAAUAAGAUUCUGUCCGAAGGAAUUCCCACGAAGCAGGACCACUUUAUAUAGGAGUAGCCCUGAAGAGCUGUCUGCAAAUGUCUCCCGAGGAUUUCUCAGCUGAGGAUGAGACGGGGAAAGUGAUGAAGACUUUCCUGCACGUUGUCUUGUAGGUGAUCUCUACCGAGCAUCAGAGUACACCGGGAGCCUCGCGCUGCAGUGUGGACUCUAAACACGCGCCAAUGUCUCACUCGGACGGAGAAUCCCAGCGGUCCAACAUGGAGCGGGAGGACACUCGCUCGUCCCCCAGCACGCCGUCCACCCCUUCCGUGUGCUCGCCGACCUCCACCACCAGCUCGGUGCCUUCCACCGGGAAGAACAUGUGCGCCAGCUGCGGUCAGGAGAUCCUGGACAGAUACUUGCUGAAGGUGAACAACCUGAUCUGGCACGUGCGCUGUCUGGAGUGUUCUGUCUGCAGGACGUCGCUACGUCAGCACAGCAGCUGCUACAUCAAAAACAAAGAGAUCUUCUGUAAAAUGGAUUAUUUCAGUAGGUUUGGUACUAAGUGUGCCCGCUGUGGGCGGCAGAUAUACGCCAGCGACUGGGUGCGGCGCGCGAGGGGAAACGCAUACCACUUGGCAUGUUUUGCGUGCUACUCGUGUAAGAGGCAGUUGUCCACGGGAGAGGAGUUUGGCUUGGUGGAGGAGAAGGUCCUGUGCAGGAUCCACUACGACACCAUGGUGGAGAACCUCAAACGAGCAGCUGAGAGUGGCAAUGGUAUCACAUUAGAAGGAGCAGUUCCAACAGAACAAGACAGUCAACCCAAACCGGCCAAAAGGGCACGGACAUCUUUCACUGCAGAACAGCUACAGAUCAUGCAGGCUCAGUUUGCCCAGGACAACAACCCAGAUGCCCAGACACUACAGAAACUAGCCGACAUGACAGGCCUCAGCAGGAGAGUUAUACAGGUGUGGUUUCAAAACUGCAGAGCAAGACACAAAAAGCACACGCCCCAGCACAGUGGGGCUCCCCCAGGUCAUCCCCAGUCCAGGAUACCCUCGUCCCUGCCCGAUGAGCUGCAUUACUCCCCCUUCGGCAGUCCUGAGCGGGCACGCAUGGUGGCCCUUCACGGGUAUAUCGACAGUCAUCCCUUCUCCGUGCUGACCUCUCAGAGUCUCCCUCACCAGGCCAUGUCGCUGCCACAGCUCCCCCUCAGCCGCUAGCGCUCCACCACUAUGACCCCCAUGACCCCUAAACCUCCGAAUCCUAACCCUUGAUCUCCCAUCGCUGACGUCUACAGACCUGACCCGGAGGUCGCGCAGGAGUCAGCUCGGAGAAAAGACACAUCUUACAGGAGCCCUGCCCACUCGGAAACAGAAAGAGAAAUGGAAGAACGAGGGAAAGCUACAUCUGUCAUUAUGUUUUUUCUGAGGACAGGAAUAUCCCACCUGCAGCCACUCUGUCAAAAACAAUUGUGAAGCAUUUAUCAUUAGCGGGAGCUCACUGACUGUAUUUUACACCACCUAAAGGACCCAUUCUGCUUCACAUGUACAGCAUCCUCCAGUCUUCCCAUCAACCAUCUGACUUGAAAGGUGGAGGGAAUUUUAAGGGGAUGAAGCUGACCGAGGAAGCAGGAGUGAGUGCUGUCAGAAUACUGAAGAUAAACAAAGAGGGGAAAAAUAAGGGGGAACUGUCAUUGUGGCCCACGGGGCCCCGCACACACAGUAGACCACAUUAGAGGUAAGACUCCUCACUCUUUUCUCUCUGAGCAACCAUGAUGGAAACAUACAUGUAAAUUAAAUAAGUUGACUGUUGAAAUAUUUUCGUUAGGACUGACAUAAGUAAAAACUGAAACUUCUUAGUCACAUUUUGGGUCAUUUUCCACUCUAAUGAGGUGUAGAAUUAGAUUUUUGUUAAAGAAUGAACAUAUAGUGUGCCUUAUCUUUUCCAUUAUUAGAAGAUACUUCACAGCAGUGAAUCCGAUCAUUAAAAUUCCAGCCAGAUUUUCGUGUUUUUUUUUUUAAAUUUUAUUGUGUAGAACAAAUUAUUUUAAAUCUUCCAUCAGCAGUUUAUCAUGAAGGAAAACCACAGAGCACAUUGUCUGGGUUUGUGUGUUAUUAAAUUAUGGGUGUAACAUUAGAAGCAGGAGCGAACAGAUUUUAAGCCGUCACAAUCCUGUUACAUUUCUUUAAUCUGACAGAGAGAGGUCUGAGAUGAGCAUAAAUGUUCCUACAGAAUCUGUUAUUAUUUUCAUAUUCCCAAACAAGUAAUACACUAAUUUAUAAUUUCUAAGGUUGCUUGUUCAGCUUCUGUGUGUUUCGCACAAAGAGGGAAAAUGAGUGUUGGUGUUUUGGUACAAUAUGGACAAUAUGAAACAGACUGGAGUUGUACAUAGUAAGACAUAUGUGUGUGCGUGUGUGUGUGUGUGCGUGCGUGUGUGUGUGUGUGUGUAUUGGCAGGGGUAGAGAGUGUGCAUCUGUAUUUUUAUGUGCCAUGGCCAUUGUGUGAAGAACAGGAUCCAACAAGACCUCAAUGUCCUUGUAUUUAUUGAGACGGUAAAUCCCUGUAAAGCACUUUUCCCCCCCCUCUGAAAUUGUUUUGUUUUGUUAAAAAAACACGAAAUGAAAGCAAACAAAAAAGUUUAUUUGAUAGACUGUGCAUCAUAAAUGUUUUGUGUACUAAAAUGCAAUAAAAUAGAAUGUGAUAUUUUUGUGGUUUUUGGAUCAUUUGUGAGGAUAAAUUAACGAAGCAAUAAUAAUUUUUCCAAACGUCAAAUUAGGCUCAACUGGACAGGAUUUUGCAGAUGACAAACGUACAAAUAAAAUAAAUGAAUAUGAAGUAAUUGUAUGUUCUAUGUGUUUUAUAAUUGUGCAUGAUGUUUAGUGCUUUGUUUGUGGGUGCAUGUAUUUCCU